UAACAGUGAAUGAUGAAGUUAUAAAGGUUUUUAAUGACAUGAAAGUAAGGAAAUCUUCAACCCCAGAUGAGAUUAAAAAAAGAAAGAAAGCAGUUCUUUUCUGCUUAAGUGAUGACAAAAAACAGAUAAUUGUAGAGGAAACAAAGCAGAUAUUAGUUGGUGAUAUUGGUGAUACUGUGGAAGACCCCUACACAUCCUUUGUGAAGUUGUUACCUUUGAAUGAUUGCCGAUAUGCUUUGUAUGAUGCCACGUACGAGACAAAGGAGUCUAAGAAAGAAGACCUGGUAUUUAUAUUCUGGGCUCCAGAAAGUGCACCUUUAAAAAGCAAGAUGAUCUACGCAAGCUCUAAAGAUGCCAUUAAAAAGAAAUUUACAGGUAUUAAACAUGAGUGGCAAGUAAAUGGUUUGGAUGAUAUUAAGGACCGUUCAACACUUGGAGAGAAAUUGGGAGGCAAUGUGGUAGUUUCACUUGAAGGAAAACCCUUAUAG
Molecule: messenger RNA, 488 nt
Organism: Emys orbicularis (European pond turtle)
Lineage: Eukaryota; Metazoa; Chordata; Testudines; Emydidae
Gene: CFL2
Product: cofilin 2
Exons: 3
Coding region: 39-488 (149 amino acids)
Biological process (GO): actin filament severing; actin filament fragmentation
Cellular component (GO): actin cortical patch; actin cytoskeleton; cytoplasm
Molecular function (GO): actin filament binding
Source: RefSeq, a predicted model, not a curated record